Messenger RNA from Cuscuta epithymum, 2135 nucleotides. The record is from the annotation of a GenBank genome assembly. NCBI's taxonomy places the organism in Eukaryota, Viridiplantae, Streptophyta, Magnoliopsida, Solanales, Convolvulaceae.
GAAAAGGUCGAGUAAUCAUUGACUCAUACGGACUUCAGUCUUCAGCAAAGUAGCAGCCAAUCGAUCUACAAAGACAAACUCCCAAGUCGCCGACUCCCUGCCGGCUGCCGCCCGCGAUUCACCACCGACGACCGCGCCCUGCCCAGCUUCCCCCACGUCCCUCUGCCGCACUACUCAGCCAGAGCUGGGACAAACCAGAGGACUUCUUCAGAGGCCAGAGCUGCGCUAGAGGACUUCUCCAGAGUUGAGCCAGAGGAUUUCUCCGGAACUUUGACAACCGGAAGAGUAUCCCUUCGACCCUUCAGCCCUUCGAACCUGUGGUCUUCGUUUAGUUUUUAUUCAAUCUUCGUUUAUAUGUGCUGAGGGCAACUGACAUGGAGGGAAUACCUCAUUAUGAUGAUGGAUUUCCUGCCUCUACUUUGUUUAGCCAAGGUUAUUCCUACACAUAUGAUGAUGUCAUAUUCCUUCCUGGUUAUAUUGACUUCGCAACUGACGCUGUGGAUCUAUCUACUAACUUUAGCCGCAAUAUUUCACUGUCCUUGCCUUGUGUCGCCUCUCCCAUGGAUACGGUUACCGAGUCCUCAAUGUCUGCUGCCAUGGCAGCUCUCGGCGGAAUAGGCAUCGUCCACUCUAACAACACCCCUUCCAAACAAGCCUCCAUAGUUCAAUCAGUAAAGUCUCACAAAAUCCCUUUCGCUGCCGACUUGAUAUUCAUCUCCCCUGGUGAUUCCAUCCAAUCUGCUGAGGAGUUCGGUUCAGGUCCCUGUGUAUUCGUUACAGAGUCAGGGACUCAGCGGUCCAAACUAUUGGGCAUCGUGUCAAGGUCAUCAUGGGAGUCUUUGAGUAACAAGGAAGUAAGGGUUUCAGAUUACAUGAAAAAAUCUGCAGUGUCAUUGCCGUCAAGCUACAAAUAUGAAGAUGUAGCUGGUUAUCUAGAAGCUGAAAAGCUUGAGUAUGUGCCAUUGGUGAAUGAAAGUGAUGCAGAAGUUGUUAAUUUGGUAACCAGUGGUGAUGUGGAGCGUAUAAAGGGAUUCCCUAAACUCGGAUUGCCAUCAUUGGGCCCAGAUGGAAAGUUCUUGGUUGGAGCAGCUAUAGGGACAAGGGAAUCAGAUAAAGAGAGGCUCGAGCAUUUGGUUAAAGCUGGGAUAAACACUGUGGUUAUUGAUAGCUCACAAGGAUUUUCCCAUUACCAAAUGGAAAUGGUUAAGUUUGUAAAGCGUACAUACCCGGAAUUGGAUGUCAUUGGGGGAAAUGUGGUAACAACUUAUCAAGCUAGGGGUUUGAUUCGGGCGGGUGUUGAUGGGUUAAGAGUUGGGAUGGGAUCUGGCUCCAUUUGUACGACACAAGAAGUUUGUGCUGUUGGACGUGGUCAGGCUACAGCUGUAUAUAAGGUGUCAUCGGUUGCUCAGGAGGAAGGUAUUCCGGUCAUUGCGGAUGGAGGAAUAAAGAAUUCUGGCCACUUUGUUAAAGCCUUAUCCCUAGGGGCAUCUACUGUUAUGAUGGGAAGCUUUUUAGCUGGAAGCAGUGAAGCUCCUGGCACAUACGAAUAUAACAAGGAUGGUGUACGAGUUAAAAGAUAUCGAGGAAUGGGAUCAUUAGAUGCAAUGACUAAAGGAAGUGAUGCAAGAUACUUGGGUGAUACGACUAAGUUAAAGAUUGCUCAGGGGGUUGCUGGAACAGUGAAAGACAAAGGUUCUGUUUUGAAGUUCAUACCAUACACUAUGCAAGCCCUAAAACAAGGGUUCCAAGAUCUUGGUGUUUCUUCCAUCCAUUCAGCCCAUCAGCAUUUGAGAUCGGGCACUUUGAGACUCGAGGUUCGAACUGGAGCAGCACAGUCUGAGGGUGGAGUUCAGGAAGGUGGAGCUCAUGGACUGGUUUCUUACGAGAAAGGAAAAUACUUUUAAAAACCAUUCUUAGCUUCUAGUCAGGGGUGGGGGUGCUUUAACCUAUGGAAGUCUUUUUAUUCUCCCCAUUAAUUAUUCUUUGAAUUGUGCACUUUUUAAGUUCUUGUUUUGUUUCGUUUUGUACAAACUUUGAAUAAAGAUAUUUGGAUUUCCAAUAUUUGAAGGUCCAGCUGACCAUUGAAUGUUCCAAGAUUGACCAUUGAAUAAAGCAUCUUAACUUUUUUCAUGUCC